AUGUUGAUCAAAGAGCAUUGGACAAGCGCGGCUAAAACUAUGGAUGUGGAGGGCCAUAAUGUUCUUGCAGACUACUUCGCCGUCUACAACAAUGAAUUGAAAGAGUUUAUGGAUCCUUUGAGUAGAAGCUCCGAACUCGCGGGAUCAUUUGUACACACAAAGAGCCGGGUUAAAUGGGUCGAUGCCGAAAACAAUAAGGAUGACGAAAACCGGCAUCUUUUGAUUGAGGAGAAUGAGCGGUCAAGCGAGGAAGACGAGGAUGAGAUACAGAACGAGGAGCUCGGAGUUUUUUGGAGUGCCGAGGAAAAGGAGUUAUUUUUCCAUCAUCUGUCGCGAUCGUCAAUUCAUAGGCUAGAAGAAUGGCAUAUGCAUCUUCCUGAGAAAUCAAAGUUUGAGAUAAUAGCGUACUAUCAAGUACUAAAAAAUAACCUUAUUAAGCUCAAACAGCUGGAUAGCAAGCGCCACGGCCGGAUUUUGCCAAAAGUGGACUUACCAAUUGCCUACGAGAUGGACGAGUUCUUCGUAGAUUUGGAAGAGGAGAUGAGCUGUAAAGCAGAGCAAAAGCUCCAACUUUUGCAAGAGCUGCCUGGAGAUACCCUAGAAAUGCAAGAGGCUGACGAAAAUGCCCUUAUAAACCUAAAAAAUUGGGAUAAGCGAUGGGGUCCUAUGUACUCUAGGCACGGCAUUGAGGAGUGUCAACCAGCGUGCCGCCAAGCGCUACCGAUGUCUGAACAGUCUCUUCGACACCUCGAAGAGUGUGCAAGAAGCUACCUACGCAGGCUCCUGUGGUUCACAGUUCUUUCUCAAUUGGAAACGCAGCAUGUCCCCUCCAGUUUUUUUAAAGAAGACGCAGGCUUAUCUGGGGGCGAACAAGAAGUGAACGACUACGACGGCGUGACAGUUAACUCAGGAGGUAAGACGCACUUUCCUCAGAUAAUUUCUCGUGACAAAGUGCUAAAGGGCUUGUCCGUCAUGCGGCAAGAGGGGCUUGUCGCCCCGACGCUCGCCGAGGCCGUCCUUUCGACUUUGCAAAAAUUCAACAUCCAGCAUGAGGAGGGGCGGCUCUUCAGGACCACGCAGGUAGCAAGUGGCGUAAUACCGCGAAUUCUAGAGCACGCGGAGGCUGCUCACGACCUGGAGCUCUACGGUCGUGUUGCAUCGGACGAGCAUGCUGUUAGCAGCACGGUAGGCGAAGACCUUUUCCUGCACAUACACAAGAAGCUUUUCAACCUCAAUGGCAGGAGAGCUGACUCAGAUCCUUUUGUGGAAUGUGAUAAGCUUGACAUCAUCAACAACCCUUUAGAGCAGGAGCUUUGCGACGAAGAGACCCGUAAUCUCGACGCGCGUGACAUGUACCGGUCCCGUAAGUACCAGCACGCAAUGCUAAGCUUUUUGCAGGGAGGGCAUGCGCCACUCAAACGCGUAGCAAUUCAGGUGCCAGACGUCGAACCCCCACGGAAAUCCAGGAUUCCCCACUGGCUACAUCGCGAGUUCCAAUUCGAAUGA
Messenger RNA from Lachancea thermotolerans CBS 6340, 1506 nucleotides. It is a transcript of the gene RRN5, whose product is annotated as Rrn5p. Gene Ontology annotation, biological process: nucleolar large rRNA transcription by RNA polymerase I; transcription initiation at RNA polymerase I promoter. Bases 1 to 1506 code for a protein of 501 amino acids. Lineage: Eukaryota; Fungi; Ascomycota; Saccharomycetes; Saccharomycetales; Saccharomycetaceae. The transcript has a single exon. Gene Ontology annotation, molecular function: rDNA binding; RNA polymerase I general transcription initiation factor activity. The record is from RefSeq and is a predicted model, not a curated record. Gene Ontology annotation, cellular component: RNA polymerase I upstream activating factor complex.